Messenger RNA from Lepidothrix coronata (blue-crowned manakin), 5060 nucleotides. It is a transcript of the gene BABAM2, whose product is annotated as brain and reproductive organ-expressed (TNFRSF1A modulator). NCBI's taxonomy places the organism in Eukaryota, Metazoa, Chordata, Aves, Passeriformes, Pipridae. The transcript has 12 exons. Gene Ontology annotation, cellular component: BRCA1-A complex; BRISC complex. Gene Ontology annotation, biological process: double-strand break repair. The record is from RefSeq and is a predicted model, not a curated record. The coding region runs from base 100 to 1251 and encodes 383 amino acids.
GGGGGCGCGCACGGCGGGAGCGGGGGCGCGCACGCCGUUGCCAAGCGGCGAGUUCCGGCCGCCGUAGCUCAAGACAAAAGGAAGGAGGAACGUACUAAAAUGUCACCUGAAGUUGCCUUGAACAGAAUUUCUCCAGCGCUCUCGCCCUUCAUUUCCAGUGUGGUCAGAAAUGGAAAAGUAGGACUGGAUGCUACUAAUUGUUUACGGAUUACAGACUUGAAAUCUGGCUGUACAUCCCUGACCCCUGGACCCAGCUGUGAUCGGUUUAAGCUACAUAUUCCUUAUGCUGGAGAAACUCUCAAAUGGGAUAUAAUUUUCAAUGCUCACUAUCCUGACCUGCCACCAGAUUUUAUCUUUGGAGAGGAUGCUGAAUUUUUGCCCGAUCCUUCUGCCUUGCAUAAUUUAGCUUCUUGGAAUCCUUCAAACCCUGAAUGCCUCCUGCUUGUUGUGAAAGAGCUUGUGCAGCAGUAUCACCAAUUUCAGUGUGGCCGAUUACGUGAGAGCUCUCGUCUCAUGUUUGAAUAUCAGACGUUACUUGAAGAGCCCCAGUAUGGAGAAAACAUGGAAAUCUAUGCUGGCAAAAAAAACAACUGGACUGGAGAAUUCUCAGCUCGCUUCCUCUUGAAGUUGCCUGUUGAUUUCAGCAAUAUUCCUACAUACCUUCUCAAGGAUGUGAAUGAAGAUCCUGGAGAAGAUGUUGCACUUCUCUCUGUUAGUUUUGAGGAUGCAGAAGCUACUCAGGUUUUUCCGAAGCUGUACCUCUCCCCACGUAUUGAACAUGCGCUUGGAGGAUCAUCCGCCCUUCACAUCCCAGCCUUUCCUGGUGGAGGUUGUCUUAUUGACUAUGUACCCCAAGUAUGCCAGCUGCUAACAAACAAGGUACAGUAUGUUAUUCAGGGAUACCAUAAGAGAAGAGAGUACAUUGCAGCUUUCCUGAGUCACUUUGGAACCGGUGUGGUGGAAUAUGAUGCAGAAGGCUUCACAAAGCUCACUCUGUUGCUGAUGUGGAAAGAUUUUUGCUUCCUUGUUCACAUUGACCUACCCCUGUACUUUCCACGAGACCAACCAACCCUAACAUUUCAGUCCGUCUACCACUUCACCAACAGUGGCCAGCUGUACUCCCAGGCCCAGAAGAAUUACCCUUACAGCCCGCGCUGGGAUGGCAACGAAAUGGCCAAGAGAGCAAAGGCCUAUUUCAAGACAUUUGUCCCUCAGUUCCAGGAGGCAGCAUUUGCUAAUGGGAAGCUUUAGGCAGCCUCAGGCAUGGAAACGAUACUGAACAGAUCCUUCAGUGUCAGCCCACAAGAAGAAUGCCUGGAAAUGGGAUGGACUGGCGAUAUGUGCUUUCUUGCCUCUGAAGUGAUUUUGGUAGCUUCACUUUUUGAAACAAAGACCUCAGUAGCAUGCUUAGAACUGGAUAUUUGAUAUUUGUCCUGUCCCUUUGCCUCUGCCACCACCAUUCCUAUGUAUUUUCUGGAUUAAAUUUAAAAGGACGUGUUUUGAUGUGAUAACACUUUCUUGUUCCAACAAUGUCCUGUAUGUUAUGCCUUGUUUCCUUGUCUUCAGAUGGUCUAAAUUGGAUUUUUUUUUCCCCAUGGAAAUAUGAUGUAGUUUGUAUAUUUAGUUAAUGUUUUCAGCUUAUCCUAAGAAAACAUAAAACUGCCGUUAUGUACCAGGAAUGCCUAGUGGACUGUACAGUGCCAUAGUCUACCUUGGAGGUUUGCGUCUCACUGCGGUCGUUACUCUCACAGGUAUGGACAUGAGUUGCACACUUCAAUUCUUAGUGCCUUUGCAGUUGGUCUGAAGUUAAAAUGGCAGGGUGUUUGAGGGUUGUUUGGUUUUUUUUAAUAUUUCUGUUGAAAGCUCAUCUUAUGUGAAAUGCUAUGCUUUUAUGCUUUGUUUUUAUUUCCAGUUGUACAGUUUUGGUGUUUUACUAAUGAACUCCCCUUGCCAUUACAGAAAAGUUCUACUUCUUUAGUACCAAUGUGCAAGGAACUAGUUAUAUAAAUCAGUAUAACAAAAUAAAGCUCUUUCAUAGAUCUGUAAUUUUCCCAAAUAAGAUAAAUACUGCUAAGAAGCAAGCUUUCAACAAGGGAAUGAAUGAUGUCUUGGAAAAUAACAUGAAAUAAUGUAGGGCUAUAGGUAUUUAGCUUAAUGCCUAAGUUCAGCAUGUCUUCUCAGAAAUAAUUUUAUGUGUAUAUAACUGGAAACAUUACCUCCCCUAAUUCUGAAAUGCCAAACACAAAAUCCCACCUAAUCAUCCUUUCUUUCCUGCUUGUGUCAGGAGCACCAUUUGGGGCUAACUGUCACAAUGUCACUUCCCAAAUUAAUUUGUGAAUAGACCAGGGUACUUUCCAGUAAGGAAUAAAAUGAACAGUGUUUGUUGCUUAUAAAUGGCAUCUGGAAAAUGUGCCCUACUUCUGCAAAAUAUAAGGAACUAAAUGAAUAGUAUGCAGAUGAUACAGUGGAACUGGAAAACAUUUAAUUUUAAAUUAUUCACUGUACCACCACGUGCAAUGAAAUCUUAUCGAAUUACUUGACUGGCAGUAUUCUUCUACCCUUUCUGCAAUUUGUUUAUUACAUGAAAAAUAGUGCUUUUGAGGCUUUAUGUCCACCUAGGAAAUGCAGAUGGGUUUUGAGCAGUGAAGCUUGAUACUUAAGAAUUAUGCAAAUAAUUCACCUCUAGAAACUACAGGUAUUUUUAGCUAGUUUAUGGGCAAAAUUUAAUUUAUGUUUAAUACUGAAGUUCUUGGCUGGAAAUUUAACUGCAAACGACAUCAGAAGCCUUAUUGUAACUCCACAGAGGAGGGGGCAUAUUCUGUCCUGUGACCCAUCCCUUCGUGAUUUUCAGUGCAUUAUUUGAGGACUGCCAACAGCUCCAAAGGUCUGAGCCUGAAUUCCCUCUGUGGAGACAUUGCAUGCGGCUUCUGCAUGCAAACCAAAGCUUAGAGCAGAUGUGGAAGGUAAUGGUUAUAUGUGAAUAGCAAAACCAUAACUGAACAACCUUAAGUGACUGGGAACAAGCAUUGUUUAGUGCACUGGGAUGAUCUCACAUUUGCAUUUCUUUAGGUAAAAGCCAAAGCCAUGUAUUUAAGAAUAAGCCAACCUUGUGAAUGAGGUGGGAGAAGGAGGAUGGCUAAUGAAAAACAUAUGUUCUCAUAGUGUUCAAAAUCUGAUAAGAACAAUCUCUAGCCAUCUUCAAAAGGUAAAAAUCAAGCCUUCAAGUUGCCUCAGUACAUUCCUGGGAUCUUACAUUUUAUAACCUUGUGUUUGAUUCAGCAUUGUAGUGAUUGCCCCAUGAACACAGUGUGUACUUAUAUACCUGAUUGUCUGCCACGGCCCGAGGGUGAAGGGAAUAGGGACACGACACUGCACAAAGGGUUCUGACACAGUAGAAGGUCAGGGUGCGAUGGCCAGUUUAUUGAGGGGAACAAGGACUUAUACAGGGUUUGGGUAAAGGGAGAUCUGAUAACUGGGGUGGAGCAUGGGAUUGACACCUCAGGGGAGAGCAGGACUGGGGAACACGGAGAAGAUGGGUGGAACUUUAGGAGUAUCCAGGGUAGGGGACCAAUGGGAGCUCACUCUGCACUGCGGCAUCCAUCAGCCAAUCAGUGAGAGAUGAGCGGGAAAACCAGGGGAGAACAAGGGAGUAAACAACUUUUGGUGGGAAGACGUGAGGGCAAGUCCAGACAAGCCCUGAACAAUACAAACCAAGGGGAUUAACAUAGGAAUAAUUGUGGGGGUACAUUGAACAUGGCAAUAAACUGGGGAAUAACGUGAAAGUCCAUGAAUUAUUAAGUCUUUCAGGCCCCAUACAAGUCUGUCCAGGCCUUAAAUCUCUCCCAGUCACUUGGGUAAUCCUCCUCAAUUGUCCAGGUGGCACCACUAUUUUUUUUUUUUAUUUUUUCAGAAAUUGCCAUGAUUCAAAGGCUAGCAGUUGCAAAACAUUUUGGAAAGAGAUCCACUCUUCAUAAUUAAGAUUUAUUUUCAACCAAAAAUGCAUCCUUCACCUCAGUCCCAGUAAUUUUGGACAAAGACCUGUUUUAUUAUUAAAAGACUAAGAGUUUUAGAAGCCAUGUAAGAAAAUACUUUGAAGGUACAAAAAGCCUAAACCAGUAAUUCCUUGUGUUGAAUUCUAUAGUUUCAUCAGCUUUCCAGUAACAUGCAUGGAAACAAACCAGUAGUUUCAGUCUCAUUUUGUGUCAUGCUACAAUUGGUAGUAUGUGGGGGGAAAAAAAAGGUAAAAUAAAAAGAAAAUGUGAAACUGUACUGUUUGUGUUUAAGAUAAAGUUUGCAAGCCUAUCAAUUUUUAAAUUAAAGAAAAGGCAUUUUUGUUACACUUAAUGAACAUUUUCUUUGACCUGCACAGUAUUUUAUGGAUCCCUUCCUUAUAGUUCUCAGAAGUAUUGGGGGUGUUAGCAUUGCAAAUGGUGUAUUGGAAGGAAAGACACUGAAAUGAGUGAAAGCUUCCUUCCAGAAGGAGGAUUACCAUAUAAAUACUACACCAGAAAAGAGAGUUAGUCUGAAUAAUUUUAUAUCAAAUCAAGUAUUCAUUGAAGGCAUUUAAGGUAGGAUGUUGGGAUCUAGUUGGGAUCUAGUAAGUUGGAGUUAUUUCUGUUGUCUCCUGUUUUAUUAUAAUAUCCAUUGUGGCCAGUUUAAUGGCACAGAGACUUUCAGCACUUAUGUGAUAUAACUGCAUAUAUCGCAGUUAAAAGGAGCAGUCAGAUCUAGGCUAUUUUCCUUGGUUUAUGAGAAUCACAAGACAUAAAGACGAAAAAUAGCAAUGUUACAAACAUAUCAGAAAGCCUAAAUUCAACUCUGUCAUAGUUCUGACUGAAAGAAAUGCAGUAAGGCUGUAGUUACUAAGCCCUAUUAAUGCACGAUUUUCCAAAGGUCCUUAAACUGCAAAUGUGCUGCCAAGCCUUUAUUCAUCUGCAUACAUAUUCCACUGUGCUAGAAGUAAUACCAAAUCUUAUGGAUUUAAAGUCAGCCUUCUUGUGAACUUGCUGGAAAGAGUGGACAAACAGCUGGAAGAAUAAAUAAAAGUAAAAUAUAUCAUA